AUGGACUUUCUAGACAACUUUACCACUCCAAGCUUCACUGUCACCCUGCCAAACACGACGGUUGUGAAUAUCACAUCAGAUGGAGAAUCAGAAUCACCUACUCCACCACCCUCAGAACAUCCGCAGACCAACAACUACACCACAGACGAUUCUCUGAAGACCGUUUCACAAUCAAGCACAAAUAAUAUGAUCAAAAGCACAACUACUAGCAAAGAAACCACUUAUAUAAUUAUCUUUAUCAUUGCUGUUCUGUGCCUCUCUGGGGUAGUAGUUUAUUAUUGCCUUAAAAAGAAAUCCAGGAAGUACUCUGUGGACUAUCAUCCCAAACAAGAAGAUGCUCAGAUCCCACUCAGCACAGUGGAUGUAGAGGUGUUUGACACCACAUCAGUCAAAGCUUAUAUAAUUAUCUUUAUCAUUGCUGUUCUGUGCCUCUCUGGGGUAGUAGUUUAUUAUUGCCUUAAAAAGAAAUCCAGGAAGUACUCUGUGGACUAUCAUCCCAAACAAGAAGAUGCUCAGAUCCCACUCAGCACAGUGGAUGUAGAGGUGUUUGACACCACAUCAGUCAAAGAUAUGCAAACAUUCACUCCUGUCGAGUCCACCGAACCUGCGCCUGUGAAAGAAUCUGAGAAGCCUGAGAGAGGGAAAGAAUCAGCUGAUGUUAAACAAGAAAACCAACACAAUUUAUCCAGCACUCAGGUCACAGAGAACCCAAAGGAUAAAAUGGAGGUGCUGACCGUAGUGGAUCUGACUGAUGGAGAACCGACGAUCUCCACCAAAACCUCAAUGGAAUCCCUAGAUGAUGUUCUCAAUGAAAACAACAGCAACAAUACAAGAGUUGAAGUCAAGGGCAAUGGGUAUGAUUUCACUGAAAUCUCUAUUGAUGCUUUACUUCUAAAAUAAAUCAGGUUCUUCCCAGCAUUUUACACUGAUCUCUGAACCUGACUGAUGGGUUUUUUAAACUGGAAGUAACAGCUGAACUAAAUUGUACACUAUGUGAGUCAUUGUUAGAACAACGUUGUUUGAAUAUACAUACAGCACUAAGAAAAGUCUGUAAAAACAGGGCCCCAGUGUAUUGUGUUAAUGUAAAGGAAUUUUCUGUAUAAAUUCUCACUAGUGUUUCACUCAUAUUUUAAAAUGCAUUGUGUUGUUUUAUGGUUAAA
Molecule: messenger RNA, 1160 nt
Organism: Sinocyclocheilus rhinocerous
Lineage: Eukaryota; Metazoa; Chordata; Actinopteri; Cypriniformes; Cyprinidae
Exons: 10
Coding region: 1-900 (299 amino acids)
Source: RefSeq, a predicted model, not a curated record